Brassica oleracea var. oleracea is the source of this 645-nucleotide messenger RNA. RefSeq lists its product as uncharacterized. The transcript has 2 exons. The record is from RefSeq and is a predicted model, not a curated record. The coding region runs from base 1 to 645 and encodes 214 amino acids. Lineage: Eukaryota; Viridiplantae; Streptophyta; Magnoliopsida; Brassicales; Brassicaceae.
AUGGGAAGUGCAUCAUCUCGAUGCAAAGACACCAUUCCUCCAUGGAGAAUAAAGGAAGUUGUCUAUGUUUCACAACCAGAAGGCUUUGAGAAGAAAGAAAGUGAAGUAUACCGCAAAGUAGUCAAUGGAGAGCUUCCCGUGGUUGCCGUGUACGUGGAUGAUUUUUUCGUCACUGGAACAAACAAGAAAAACAUUGACAAGUUCAAGGAGAACAUGUCAAGCAAAUUUGAGAUGAGUGAUCUAGGCACAUUGUCAUACUAUCUCGGGAUUGAGGUGUGUCAACAUGGAGGUGGAAUUACUUUAAAUCAAAGGCGCUAUGCAUCUAAGAUCCUAGAGAAUGCGGGAAUGGUCAAGUGUAAUCCGAUACAAACACCAAUGGAGCUCGACUUGAAGCUGUCGAAAGCAGAGGAUGAGAGAGAGGUUGAUGCAACAAUGUAUCAGAAGAACAUUGGGUGUUUACGAUACCUUUUACACACAAGAACGAAUCUACCUUUCAGUGUUGGAGUGCUCAGCCGCUAUAUGCAAAGCCCGAGAGCCUCACAUGGUGUUGCUAUGAAGCAAGUAUUGAGAUAUCUGCAAGGAAGCGUGGCGUAUGGACUCGUGUUCGAGCGGUCUACAAUGAAGAUAUCGAGACUCAUUGGAUAG